Rubroshorea leprosula is the source of this 3520-nucleotide messenger RNA. NCBI's taxonomy places the organism in Eukaryota, Viridiplantae, Streptophyta, Magnoliopsida, Malvales, Dipterocarpaceae. The record is from the annotation of a GenBank genome assembly.
UUCAGACAAGAGUGCCCUAAAUAACCCACAAACACCCACGUCCCAACCAGUUGAGCUCAUUUAUAUUCAUUGAAGGGUGAAGAAAAUAAGGAAGGGCAGGGUAAUAUAACUACGUUCAGGGCAUCUAUAUUUUCAACCAUAUCGAUCCCGAGGGGGGAAGAGACUGAAAAACAUGCAGCUGGUGUGGCAACUGCAAAGUUUAAUCUUUGAAGAGGAACUUCCAAAAUCUGCAAAUUACAUGAACUUUUUUAUGUUCUUUCACAUAUUAAAGUGGACGAAGAUAAGGAGCUUUCCUGCAAACCCAAGACCAGCUACUGUACUUUCAAGAUUCCAACUUGAAUUCAGUUUCUUUAAAACUAGAGAUAUAGGUACGCAAUUAUUGAGUACUCUGCUUCUGGGUUUUCUCUUUUUCACAUUUUGGUUAUCUGGUUACUGCUGCAUUCUCUCCAUUCAUAUAGUGUAGGUAUGAAUCUUGGUGUUGACUGAAAUUUGAGUAUAUGAAUCGAACUGUAGCAUGUUGAUCUGUUUUUUGGUGUAAAGUUCGAGUUUUUUUAUCUGGGUUUUACUUUCUGAUCGACAUUUGGAACUGUAUUUGCUCAUUACUGGUAAAUCUUGUGUUUUUAGAGGCUGUUUCUGUUCAUAGAAUCCGGGUUACUAGAAAAGGAGUUAUGUUAGAGUCGUUCUAGCCUAGUUUUUUGGAAGUGGAUUUACUCCUGGCUUUGAGUUUGUCAAUACAGUCUUAAGGGUUGAAUUUUUGGCAUUUAGUACUAAGCAUUUGGCAUGGUGCAUUGUUAAGAAAGUUUAAAGAUUUUGGUGUUCUUGAUUCCCAAAUUUGGUGCCAAAGUUUUGGUACGUGAUCUGCUGCUUAGUUAGAGAAAUAUGACUUCAGUUUUACUCUCUCCAACUUCUUUGCCUUCUGUGAUUUCCCCUUCAUCCAUUCACAUAUCACCGCCAACACCUCCUUCCUCACCCCCAUCAAAUUCCUCUAUCACUUCACCACCUACUACCUCACCUCAGCUUGAUCAGACCACUUCAACCCCAUCAAAUUCUUCAGCUCCGCCACCUCAAUCCCCUCCUCUAGCUGUCCCUGAUGCCCCUCCCCCCUCAUCACCCUUGUCCUCUCCACCAGCACUGCCAACUUCACCUCCACCAUCACCACCAACUUCGCCUCCUCCAUCACCACCAACUUCACCUCCACCAUCGCCGCCAACAUCACCAGCUCCCUCACCUCCUGUAGUGCCACCACCAUCACCUCCAACGUCAUCCCUACCAUCUCCACCUCCUCUAGUUUCAUCCCCACCUCCACCACCAGGUGGUUCUCCUCCUCCUCACCAAGCCUCACCACCUCCUCCUCGCCAAGCCUCGCCACCUCCUCCAGUUGUAACUCCACCUCCACCUCAGGUCAUUUCCCCUUCCCCUUCCCCACCUUCUCCAGCCAAUAUCCUAUCUCCACCUUCACCGCAAGCAAAGUCACCUGCAAACUCUCCUCCACCACCUGCAACUACACCACCACCAUCUACUUCUCAGUCUCCACCCCCACCUACAACAGAUUCUCCCCCUACACCAGCAUUGACAUCUCCACCCCCUCCAGUUCCCUCAACCUCUUCAUCUCCUGCAAUUCCACCCCCUGCUGCUCAUAGCAAUUCAUCAGGUGGAAGUCCUAGUUCAUCACUCUCACCUGCCAUCCCCACAAAGAGACCAACUGUUGCCAAUGGGACCAACUCAACUUCUGGCAGUUCAGGUGGUUCAAAAACUGGAGGUGCCAUUGCGGUGGGAGUUAUAGCUGCAUUUGUUGUUCUUGGUCUUCUUGUGAUGGCUGUGUGGUUUGCACAGAAAAAAAAGAAAAGAAAUGCUAGGGCAAAUACUGGGUAUACAAUGCCUUCUCCAUUUACCUCCUCUCAUAAUUCAGAUUCAGCAUUCCUUAGGCCUUAUUCUCCUGCUCCUCUAGUACGAAAUGGUUCGGAAAGUGAUUUCAUAUAUUCCCCAAGAGAGUCUGGUGGGAUAAAUAAUUCAAAGUCAUGGUUCACAUAUAAUGAACUGGUCCAGGCUACAAAUGGGUUUUCAGAACAGAAUCUCUUGGGUGAAGGUGGAUUUGGUUGUGUAUACAAAGGUGUCCUCACAGAUGGAAGAGAAGUGGCUGUGAAGCAGCUAAAGAUUGGAGGUGGACAGGGAGAGCGUGAGUUCAGAGCAGAAGUGGAGAUCAUUAGCCGUGUACAUCAUCGCCACUUGGUUUCACUGGUGGGUUACUGUAUAUCAGAACAUCAAAGAUUGCUAAUCUAUGACUACCUCCCAAACAACACCCUUCAUUACCAUCUCCACGGUAGAGGCAGGCCAGUCAUGGAUUGGGCAACUCGAGUCAAGGUUGCUGCUGGUGCAGCUCGUGGGAUAGCUUACCUCCAUGAAGACUGUCAUCCCCGCAUUAUUCAUAGGGACAUCAAGUCAUCAAAUAUUCUUCUUGACGACAAUUUUGAGGCUCGGGUAUCAGAUUUUGGACUUGCCAAGUUAGCAUUGGAGCUGGACUCGAAUACACAUGUGUCAACACGUGUGAUGGGAACCUUUGGAUACAUGGCUCCAGAGUAUGCAACAAGUGGCAAAUUAACUGAAAAAUCUGAUGUUUACUCCUUUGGGGUUGUUCUUCUGGAGCUAAUAACAGGUCGCAAGCCUGUUGAUGAUUCUCAGCCUCUGGGUGAGGAGAGCCUGGUUGAAUGGGCUCGACCAUUGCUUACUCAAGCGCUAGAUCAUGACGAAUAUGGGGAGUUGGUAGAUCCGAGGUUGGAAAAGAAUUACAUGAUUCCUGAAAUGUUUCGAAUGAUUGAGGCAGCUGCAGCUUGUGUGCGACAUUCAGCUGCUAGAAGGCCACGGAUGAGUCAGGUGGUGAGAGCUCUAGACUCAUUGGACGGGUUAUCAGAUCUCACAAAUGGAAUGAAACCUGGCCAGAGUGAGGUCUUUAAUUCAGCAGAGCAGUCUGCACAAAUCAGAAUGUUUCAGAGAUUGGCAUUUGGCAGUGGUGGUCAAGACUACAGCACUAGUUUCUUUAAUCAAACCCAGAGUAGCUGGACGAGUCAAGAUCAUGGGAGUCAGGGUGGCUGGAGGAGUCGAGAUUAUCGGAGAGAAGGUAGCUGGAGCCAAGAGCAUAGGGACAUGCCUUAAUGCCAUGAAUGCAUCAGGUUGUGCAGGUCGAGACAUGUUUAAUUCUCUGCCUUCCAAAGGUGUUGUGCCUGAUGCAUUCUCAGACUUCAAAGGCACAUUACUUGGAAGGGAUGGCAAUUCAUCUUGAUUCUGGAAUGAGUUUCAACUUUCACGGGGUGCAUGGAAUCAGUUAUAGCCGCUCAUUUCAUUUCCGUGUACAUUCUUGUGCAUUUUAUCUUGUUUUUGGCUUCCCACUUCACUUAGCUUCUCUCUCUCUCUCUCUCUCUCUCUCUCUCUCUCCUUAAUAAAAGAAGCACAUAUGAUUUUGCAUGUAAUUCCUGAAGUUGUAUUCUUGAUGAUUUAGAUUGAUUAAUACAAGAGUUCAAUACAU